UUUUCUGUUUUGGUCCCAUUUUCGCGAGGUUUCGUCCUCCAUAAAGGGAAGCUACUCCAGUUAAAAUGGAGGUCCAAAGGGUGCAGCAAGCUGAAGUUGAAGUGACAGUUGUUGGCUCGUGCAACACAGAUCUUAUAAGCUAUGUUCCAAGAUUUCCAGCACCUGGUGAAACUCUGCAAGGUACAAAGUUCAGUAUGGGUUUUGGUGGAAAGGGAGCCAACCAGUGCGUGAUGAGUGCUAAACUUGGGGCAAAGACAGCUAUGAUAUCAAAGGUUGGUAAAGACACUUUUGGAGAUGGCCACAUUAAAAAUUUCAAAGAGUUUGGAAUUUGUACAGACUAUGUCUAUACCACAACGGAAGCAUCAACAGGAGCUGCACCAAUAUGUGUAAAUGAAAGUGGUCAGAAUUCUAUAGUGAUUAUACCAGGGGCAAACUUGUUGCUUGAUGAAGCUGACCUUGCCACUGCUGAAAAAAUCAUUUCAAAGUCAAAAGUCAUGUUAUGUCAACUGGAAAUCAAUCCAAAAAUAACAAUGGAAGCGCUAAAAAUUGGAAGAAGACAUGGCGUUCAAACAGUACUUAAUCCAGCACCAGCAAUUCCAUUAAACAAAGAAUUUUUCACCUAUACAGAUAUUCUUUGUCCCAAUGAAUCAGAGGCUGAGUUGUUAAUCGGAAGUCCGGUGAAAACAGUGGAGGAUGCCAAAGGUGCUGCAAAGAAAUUACAUGACCUUGGAUGUUGUGAUGUCAUUGUUACCCUCGGAGAGAUUGGCUGUGUUGUAUUAGAGGGUAAAACCACUGAUGUGAUACAUUUACCAGCACCGAAAGUAGAAGCACUUGAUACUACAGGAGCAGGUGACUCUUUUAUAGGCAGUUUAGCUUUCUACCUGGCUACUCGGCCAGAGCUUGGACUUGUAGAAUCUGCAAGACGUGCAAUAAAGAUAGCAUCAGUAAGUGUUCAGCAUGCUGGUACCCAGACCAGUUAUCCAACAAGGAGCCAGCUUCCAGCAGAUUUAUUCACCUGAUAGAGACAUAUGUGUUCUCUCUGUAAGACCAAUGAUAAAUAAUAAAUAUGAUUGAAAACAUGUGCUAAUUAUUUCCUAAUUGGACAAAAUUGGGAAACCCUUUCUUAGCUCGACUAUUCGAAGAAUAAGUAGAGCUAUCCUACUCACCACGGCGUCGGCAUCACACCUUGGUUAAGUUUUUCGUACCAGUCCACAUUUUGACAAAGUCUUUUGAGAUAAAGCUUUGAAACUUUCAACACUUGUUUACCAUCAUCAUGGCCAGUUAUAGGCAAGAGCACAUAACUCCAUCAAGGAUUUUGGCUGAAUUAUGGCCCCUUUCGACUUAGAAAUCUUGGUUAAUAUUUCGUACCAGUUCAUAUUUUGACAAAGACUUUUGAGAUAAAGCUUUGAAACUUUCAACACCUGUUUACCAUCACCAUAUCCAGUUAUAGGCAAGAGUACAUAACUCCAUCAAGGAUUUUGACUGAAUUAUGGCCCCUUUUGACUUAGAAAUCUUGGUUAAGUUUUUCGUACCAGUUUAUAUUUUUUGUAAAGUGUUUGACAUAUGGCUUUGAAACUUUUAUCACUUGUUUAGUAUAAUAGUCUCUAUCUGUAGGAAAGAGAAAAUAACUCUGUCAUCCUUUUUGGCUGAAUUAUGGCCCUUUUUGAACUUCGAAAUUGGUUCUGUUUUCAUACAAGUCCAUGUUUCGUCAAAACUAUUUGACAUAUGGCUUUUAAACUUUGAACACUUGUUUAUCAUUAGGCAAGAGUACAUAACUAUUUUGACUGAAUUAUGACCCUUUUUGGACUUUGAAAUUGCCUCAUAUAUUGCCAUUUAGUGCAAGACUUGUCGAAAUCAUAGUAAUACAGGAACAUUGUUUGUCUAAUCUAUUUAUUUCUUUUGUCUGAAUAUCCGUGGAAAUAUUUUGACCCCAUUCUUCAAUCAGUUCUUCGAAUAGUCGAGGGCGCUGUCAUUAGACAGCUCUUGUUCCUCAUAACAGGGCUAUGAACUUAUAUGAAACAUCCAGCAAAAUAGUGCAUAAAAGUUAAAUGAAGUGACUGAGUAUUCCCAUUCUAUCUGGAAAUAUUGAUCCCUACUGGGUGGAGAGUACGAAGCUUGCGGAUCCAAAAGUACAUUGUAUUUCCUGUUACAUCUUAUACAGUCAACAUUGUAUUAAGAGACUGCCUAAAGGACUGCUAAAAAGUGGUCUCUUAAUGAAUCUCAAUCAGGUGAAGAGAAAAAAUUUUCUUAACUGUUAAUAUAAUUUUAUUAUGAACAUACAUGUAUGAUUUCAAAAUCUGUUUUUAGAUCGUGAACAAUUUUCCAAGUCCAUAAACCGUAAAAAUUGUA
This is a messenger RNA of Mercenaria mercenaria, 2349 nucleotides long. Its product is annotated as ribokinase-like. The record is from RefSeq and is a predicted model, not a curated record. Gene Ontology annotation, molecular function: ribokinase activity. The transcript has 8 exons. Bases 66 to 1019 code for a protein of 317 amino acids. NCBI's taxonomy places the organism in Eukaryota, Metazoa, Mollusca, Bivalvia, Venerida, Veneridae. Gene Ontology annotation, biological process: D-ribose metabolic process.